This is a messenger RNA of Haliotis rufescens (red abalone), 3438 nucleotides long. Its product is annotated as ankyrin repeat domain-containing protein 17-like. NCBI's taxonomy places the organism in Eukaryota, Metazoa, Mollusca, Gastropoda, Lepetellida, Haliotidae. The transcript has a single exon. The record is from RefSeq and is a predicted model, not a curated record. Bases 1 to 3438 code for a protein of 1145 amino acids. Gene Ontology annotation, molecular function: protein binding.
AUGUGUAGAGUAAAAUAUUGUGUUACAGCACCUUCGUUCUGCGACCUCCAUAGUGCCACUAGGACCCGAGACCUGUCAAGAGUGAAACUCAUCUUGUCCCAAGGAAGGGCGGACAUUAACUGUAAAGAAUGGAUUGGAAGGACACCGGUGAUGUUUGCUGCUGGUAAGGGAAAUAUAGAAUUGGUUGAGUUACUCGUGAGAAAAGGAGCUAACGUGUCACUCGUCGAUAGAUUCGACAACAACAUCCUUCACUCUGCCUGUCUGGGAGGACAUGUGGAGGUUGUGAAGUAUGUCCUCUCACAGGACAUUGUGAAUAUAAAUAGUAGAGUAUGGUGCGGGAGAACACCGGUGAUGCUGGCAGCAGAGAACGGACAUAGAGUAGUGGUAGAGUUACUUGUGAAUGUAGGAGCUGAUGUGACACUCGUGGAUAAAAAGGGUGACAACCUCCUUCAUUUCGCCAGUUGGGGAGGAAAUGUGGAGGUGGUGAAGUUUGUCCUCUCACUGGGCAUGCUGUCCAUCAACAGUAGAGGAUGGCAGGAGAUAACACCGGUGAUGCUGGCGGUAGAUAAGGGACAUAACGACGUGGUAGAGUUACUUGUAAGUAAAGGGGCUGAUGUGUCAUUCUUGGAUAAAGGACAUGGCACCCUCCUCCACUUUGCCUGUAGGGGAGGAAAUGUGGAGGUGGUAAAGUUUGUCCUCUCACUGGGCAUGCUGUCCAUCAACAGUAGAGGAUGGAAGAAGAUGACACCAGUGAUGACGGCAGCAGAUAAGGGACAUAAAGAAGUGGUAGAGUUACUUGUAAGUAAAGGGGCUGAUGUGUCACUCUUGGAUAAAGGACAUGACACCCUCCUCCACUUGGCCUGUAAGGGAGGAAAUGUGGAGGUGGUGAAGUUUGUCCUCUCACUGGGCAUGCUCUCCAUCAACAGUAGAGGAUGGCAGGAGAUGACACCAGUGAUGCUGGCAGCAGAUAAGGGACAUAAAGAAGUGGUAGAGUUACUUGUAAGUAAAGGGGCUGAUGUGUCACUCUUGGAUAAAGGACAUGACACCCUCCUCCACUUGGCCUGUAAGGGAGGAAAUGUGGAGGUGGUGAAGUUUGUCCUCUCACUGGGCAUGCAGUCCAUCAACAGUAGAGGAUGGCAGGAGAUGACACCAGUGAUGCUGGCAGCAGAUAAGGGACAUAAAGAAGUGGUAGAGUUACUUGUAAGUAAAGGGGCUGAUGUGUCACUCUUGGAUAAAGGACAUGACACCCUCCUCCACUUGGCCUGUAAGGGAGGAAAUGUUGAGGUGGUGAAGUUUGUCCUCUCACUGGGCAUGCAGUCCAUCAACAGUAGAGGAUGGCAGGAGAUGACACCAGUGAUGCUGGCAGCAGAUAAGGGACAUAAAGAAGUGGUAGAGUUACUUGUAAGUAAAGGGGCUGAUGUGUCACUCUUGGAUAAAGGACAUGGCACCCUCCUCCACUUGGCCUGUAAGGGAGGAAAUGUGGAGGUGGUGAAGUUUGUCCUCUCACUGGGCAUGCUGUCCAUCAACAGUAGAGGAUGGCAGGAGAUGACACCAGUGAUGCUGGCAGCAGAUAAGGGACAUAAAGAAGUGGUAGAGUUACUUGUAAGUAAAGGGGCUGAUGUGUCACUCUUGGAUAAAGGACAUGGCACCCUCCUCCACUUUGCCUGUCGGGGAGGAAAUGUGGAGGUGGUAAAGUUUGUCCUCUCACUGGGCAUGCUGUCCAUCAACAGUAGAGGAUGGAAGAAGAUGACACCAGUGAUGCUGGCAGCAAAUAAGGGACAUAAAGAAGUGGUAGAGUUACUUGUAAGUAAAGGGGCUGAUGUGUCACUCUUGGAUAAAGGACAUGACACCCUCCUCCACUUGGCCUGUAAGGGAGGAAAUGUGGAGGUGGUGAAGUUUGUCCUCUCACUGGGCAUGCAGUCCAUCAACAGUAGAGGAUGGAAGAAGAUGACACCAGUGAUGCUGGCAGCAGAUAAGGGACAUAAAGAAGUGGUAGAGUUACUUGUAAGUAAAGGGGCUGAUGUGUCACUCUUGGAUAAAGGACAUGACACCCUCCUCCACUUUGCCUGUCGGGGAGGAAAUGUGGAGGUGGUGAAGUUUGUCCUCUCACUGGGCAUGCUGUCCAUCAACAGUAGAGGAUGGAAGAAGAUGACACCAGUGAUGCUGGCAGCAAAUAAGGGACAUAAAGAAGUGGUAGAGUUACUUGUAAGUAAAGGGGCUGAUGUGUCACUCUUGGAUAAAGGACAUGACACCCUCCUCCACUUGGCCUGUAAGGGAGGAAAUGUGGAGGUGGUGAAGUUUGUCCUCUCACUGGGCAUGCAGUCCAUCAACAGUAGAGGAUGGAAGAAGAUGACACCAGUGAUGCUGGCAGCAGAUAAGGGACAUAAAGAAGUGGUAGAGUUACUUGUAAGUAAAGGGGCUGAUGUGUCACUCUUGGAUAAAGGACAUGACACCCUCCUCCACUUGGCCUGUAAGGGAGGAAAUGUGGAGGUGGUGAAGUUUGUCCUCUCACUGGGCAUGCUGUCCAUCAACAGUAGAGGAUGGAAGAAGAUGACACCAGUGAUGCUGGCAGCAAAUAAGGGACAUAAAGAAGUGGUAGAGUUACUUGUAAGUAAAGGGGCUGAUGUGUCACUCUUGGAUAAAGGACAUGACACCCUCCUCCACUUGGCCUGUAAGGGAGGAAAUGUGGGGGUGGUGAAGUUUGUCCUCUCACUGGGCAUGCUGUCCAUCAACAGUAGAGGAUGGAAGAAGAUGACACCAGUGAUGCUGGCAGCAAAUAAGGGACAUAAAGAAGUGGUAGAGUUACUUGUAAGUAAAGGGGCUGAUGUGUCACUCUUGGAUAAAGGACAUGACACCCUCCUCCACUUGGCCUGUAAGGGAGGAAAUGUGGAGGUGGUGAAGUUUGUCCUCUCACUGGGCAUGCAGUCCAUCAACAGUAGAGGAUGGCAGGAGAUGACACCAGUGAUGCUGGCAGCAGAUAAGGGAUAUAAAGAAGUGGUAGAGUUACUUGUAAGUAAAGGGGCUGAUGUGUCACUCUUGGAUAAAGGACAUGACACCCUCCUCCACUUGGCCUGUAAGGGAGGAAAUGUGGAGGUGGUGAAGUUUGUCCUCUCACUGGGCAUGCUGUCCAUCAACAGUAGAGGAUGGCAGGAGAUGACACCAGUGAUGCUGGCAGCAGAUAAGGGACAUAAAGAAGUGGUAGAGUUACUUGUAAGUAAAGGGGCUGAUGUGUCACUCUUGGAUAAAGGACAUGACACCCUCCUCCACUUCGCCUGUCGGGGAGGAAAUGUGGAGGUUGUGAAGUUUCUCCUCUCACUGGAUAUGGUGGACAUCAACGCCAGAAACAGCAAAAGUCAAACAGCAGCCAAUAUAGCGACGUCUCGAGGGCGAAGAGACAUUAUUGACCUUCUUAUGUCACAUGGUGGUCAAAUGUAUUAG